CUGAGGGCAGUGUUUAGCACAGUGUAGCCGGGGGCCAGCCGAGCAGGCACAGAUGCUCCGCUGUGAAAUGCCACGCAGGCAGAGACUGACAAGCACUGGGAGCUGAGCUUCCCCCCCGUGGACUGCUGUUUCCUGCUGUUUUCAGGGGAGGGGGCGCUUUCUGGCCACUCUGCUGCUGUUGCCGCUGCUACUUGAGCUCUCUCUCCACUCAAGGUAAGCAGGCUCAAAGGGAGGGUAGGCUGCAAGUGAAGCCUUUGCACCAUGAACAAGAUUCGAAAGUUUUUCCGAGGAAGUGGGCGAGUCCUGGCAUUUAUAUUUGUAGCUUCUGUCAUCUGGCUGCUCUUUGACAUGGCAGCUCUCCGCCUGUCAUUCAGCGAGAUCAACACUCGGGUCCUCAAGGAAGACAUCGUCAGGAGGGAGAAGGUAGGAUUCAGAGUUCAGCCAGACCAAAUGAAGAUCCUUUAUAGCAGCGUAAAAGAAAUGAAGUCCCCUCUGAGGGGACAUGGGAAGGGUGUGUGGGGCAAAGAGAACUUUAGAAAAACUGAGAAGAGUAUGCUCAAGGUUGAGGAAGACUUGGACCAAACCCAGAGGGAAAGAAAAAAGCAGAAUGCCCUGGGAAGGGGCAAGGUUGCCCCUUUGUGGCAUCCUGCGUAUCUCCAGACCCUUCCAAGGACUUUUACCAAGCAGGAGACAGAGAAGCAGGGCAUUGAACCUGAAGCCUACUCUCGUCACAUGGCAAAGCAAGUGCGAGCUCAGGGGGCUCAGAAAACCCCAUUCAUAGCAGCAAGAGAAACUCAGUUGGCAGAAAUAUCUGUACACGCAAGACCUGUCGAUAUACACCAGGAGGCCCUGAAGGGUCAUAGUCUCAGCAGUGACACAUCAAAACAAGCAGCCGAGAGAAACCCAAAUGUGACCAUCAGUCCUAAUACUGACAGAUCAAAGCAGCAAUCACAGGCGGUAGCAAAUGAGAGGGCACACCCUGCCAGCCCACUGGUGCCAAAACCUAGGGAAGCCAUAGCCUUAAAUAAAACUGAAACUCAGAGCAAAGAACGAGACUCAAAUAAACACAAAGCCAAUAAGAACCUUCCCUUUUCCAAGUUGGUUGCCAAUUCAAAUCUCUCAAAGAAGCAAUAUAUUAAUGAAACACAGUUGGGGGGCUUGCCAAAGGAUGAUGGAGCCAAAGUGGCUGGUGGGAAGAAAUUCAAUUUCUCUGAAAGCCACGUUGUGAUUAUAACCAAAGAGGAGGAUCUAAAGACAAACUCCAAAGAGGCCCCCAAUCUUAAAAACAAAACUGCACUCCCUAUUGUAUUGGGUGAAAGCCAAGGGAAACACGUUUCCAGGAAUAGAAGUGAGGCAUCUUUCUCUCCAUUUGCUCUACGGAGAGCAAAAGUAUCUCAAACCCAUCGAGCCUUAGCUGAGAGGCUAGAGCCAGCAAGAAUCAACUUGACUGCCAAGGCCCAACCUGUAGAACUCAACCAAAAUCCUAUACAAGUACCUGAAGAACCUGGAAUGCACCAUGUGUUGAGAAUUGACCUGACACUUUCUCCAAGGGACCCCAAAGCUCCAGGCCAAUAUGGACGUCCUGUAGUUGUCCCCCGUGGCAAAGAGAAGGAGGCAGAAAGAAGAUGGAAAGAAGGAAACUUCAAUGUCUACCUCAGUGAUUUGAUCCCAGUGGACAGAGCCAUUGAAGACACAAGACCCGCUGGGUGUACAGAGCAGCUAGUUCAUAAUAACCUCCCGACCACCAGUGUCAUCAUGUGCUUUGUGGAUGAAGUGUGGUCCACUCUGCUGAGGUCUGUUCAUAGUGUGCUUAAUCGCUCUCCUCCGCAUCUCAUCAAGGAGAUUCUGCUGGUGGAUGACUUCAGCACCAAAGACUACCUAAAAGACAAUCUGGAUAAAUACAUGUCUCAGUUUCCAAAAGUUCGGAUUCUUCGCCUCAAAGAGAGACACGGCUUAAUAAGAGCCAGGCUGGUGGGAGCCCAGAAUGCGACAGGUGAUGUGUUGACAUUCUUAGAUUCUCACAUCGAAUGUAACGUUGGUUGGUUGGAACCUCUUCUGGAAAGAGUUUGUUUAAGUAGAAAGAAAGUAGCCUGUCCAGUAAUCGAAGUCAUCAAUGAUAAAGAUAUGAGUUACAUGACAGUGGACAACUUUCAGAGAGGCAUCUUUGUGUGGCCCAUGAACUUUGGUUGGAGAACAAUUCCUCCAGAUGUUGUUGCAAAAAACAGAAUUAAAGAAACUGAUGUAAUACGGUGUCCCGUCAUGGCAGGUGGACUAUUUUCCAUUGAUAAAAAUUACUUUUUCGAACUUGGAACAUAUGACCCUGGGCUUGAUGUCUGGGGAGGAGAAAAUAUGGAGCUCUCAUUCAAGGUAUGGAUGUGUGGUGGUGAAAUUGAGAUCAUUCCCUGUUCCCGAGUGGGCCACAUAUUCAGAAAUGACAAUCCAUACUCCUUCCCCAAGGACCGGAUGAAGACAGUAGAGAGGAACUUGGUGCGGGUUGCUGAGGUCUGGCUUGACGAGUACAAGGAGCUAUUCUAUGGCCAUGGGGACCACCUCAUAGACCAAGGGUUAGAUGUUGGAAACCUCACCGAACAACGGGAACUUCGAAAGAAACUAAAAUGCAAAAGUUUCAAAUGGUAUUUGGAGAAUGUUUUUCCUGAUUUGAAGGCUCCCAUUGUGAGGGCUAAUGGUGUGCUUAUUAAUGUGGCCUUGGGCAAAUGCAUUUCCAUUGAAAACACCACAACCACUUUGGAAGACUGUGAUGGAAGCAGCAAGCUUCAACAAUUUAAUUAUACCUGGCUAAGACUUAUUAAGCAUGAAGAGUGGUGCUUAGCUCCUGUCCCUGAUACCGGGGCCCUGAGGCUGCACCCUUGUGAUAACAGAAACAAAGGGCUAAAAUGGCUGCAUAAAUCAACAUCAGUCUUUCAGCCGGAACUGGUGAAUCACAUUGUUUUUGAAAAUGAUCAUCAGUUGUUAUGCUUAGAAGGAAAUGUUUCUCAGAAGACCCUGAAAGUUGCUGCUUGUGACCCAGUGAAGCAGUUUCAAAAGUGGAAAUUUGAAAAAUACUAUGAAGACUAAAGAACAACAAAUAUUUUUUUAUCCAGUAAGCCCAUUAGGCACUGUGAAAAUGACAGUGGAUGUGGGUACCAUGUUUCUCCAUGGUAGUUUACAUUCUCAAAAUUAAUAGCAUUUGAAUAGGAGAUUAAAAAACUCACAAUAGUUGAAAAACCCAAAGUGAGCUCAGGGAAAUGGUCUACCAUUGGAUUGGAGUCCUCCUUCAGCUCUCACUGGCCUUUUGAAUUGCCUGCUUCCUGCCCUAUGCUGGACCUCAGCCUGCAAGCUUCCCCAUUUGAUCAAACAGGUAACUGGAAAUGAAGCCAAAAGUACUGGAGGAAGCACUGUGAUAUUCAUGAUGACUGAGUCUGUUAAUAACCAGCUCCUUGGGCCUCACAAGUUGGUAUAAUCAAUGAGAACCUAGUCCUUUAUUUACUAUUUUUAAUAAAAAAAUUGCUUGAGAUCUUAUGGUGAAAAGACCUUAGAAACACACACAGCUGCCAUCUUGAUAAAGUCCCUCCUAACUACACACAUGUUCACCUACCAGUGUGAAAAAGUAUCAGUAUCAUACUCCCUGAUGGUAGGGCUUUGAUCGAGAUGACUACAUAAUGUUGUUCUGUUUUGUUUUUUCUCCAUCUGAGUCAGUGGAAAAAAAUUUCAGUGCGGAAGUCAAAUGCUUAUUCAAUUCUAGACAUGGAUAUUGUUUUAAUUCAUUUUGCGCUUUUCAAGCUACACUUAAAAAAAAUCAUAUUAGCAACUUCUUAGAUUUAUGUGGACAUUAAAAAAGAAUGAAAAAAGGCAAGGAAAAAGGCUAGGUCACAAUGCACGGUAGUCACCAAAAGUACAUUUCAUUGAACACACUCUAAUGCAAGAUCAAAUAAGAGGAGCUGAAACAAACAAAGCAGAAAUAGAGCACUGAGGGGCACCUGGGUGGCUCAGUUGGUCAAGCCUCUGACUCUUG
Molecule: messenger RNA, 4012 nt
Organism: Hyaena hyaena (striped hyena)
Lineage: Eukaryota; Metazoa; Chordata; Mammalia; Carnivora; Hyaenidae
Gene: GALNT5
Product: polypeptide N-acetylgalactosaminyltransferase 5
Exons: 10
Coding region: 262-3075 (937 amino acids)
Cellular component (GO): Golgi apparatus
Source: RefSeq, a predicted model, not a curated record